AGUGAAUUCGUCAUCCGAUCAUAUGGUCGACAGCGUCGGACCGAAUCCUUACACAAACACUCCAUUGUUACCCAGCCUUUGCCAGUAGAGCCUUGCACCUCUGGAAUAUGGCAUCGCAGCUUCUCGCGUUUCAUAAGGAAAUUCUGGAAAAGAUACACGAUCCAUCGACUAGCGAGCUAUUGCUACUCGCUCGUGGUCUCGGGCUUCGCCAUGUCGUCUGUACACUCAUGAAGAUUUACGACUCUCCCCAGAAUUUGGUUCUCCUCGUCAAUACCACUUCGGAGGAAGAAGCUGCGGUUGGUGAGGAACUAGGUAUAAUGGGGUGCAGGAAACCUGGUUUGCGGACCAUUGGUUAUGAGAUGGGGAAACGAGACAGACAGGAUCUCUACAAGAAAGGUGGUCUUUUCUCCGUGACGUCGCGUAUACUGGUCGUGGACAUGCUGCAGUCGGAUAUUCCUACUGAACUCAUCACAGGGAUCCUCAUCUUGCACGCCGAGAGAGUCACUGCUCUCGCAUUGGAGGCAUUUAUCGUCCGACUUUACCGCGAAAAGAACAGCACUGGUUUCCUGAAAGCUUUUUCUGAUCAACCCGAAUGCAUCACGAGCGGGCUGUCACCCUUGCGAAAUAUUAUGAAAGAGCUUCAUUUACGGACAGUUCACAUAUAUCCUCGGUUUCACGAGACAGUCAAGGCAACUCUUGAGAACCGGAAGGCUGACGUCAUUGAGUUGUACCAACAUAUGACAGAAUCGAUGCAGACUAUCCACCACGCGAUAGUACAGUGUAUGACAAUGACCCUAUCUGAAUUAAAGCGUUCUCAUGUAACGCUCGAACUCGAUGACCUUACUAUCGAGAACGCCUAUUUCAAAUCAUUCGACGCAGUCGUUCGUAGGCAGUUGGAUCCAGUAUGGCACAAAGUUGGGCCAAGGACGAAGCAGCUUGUCAGCGACUUGUCUACCCUUCGCCGUCUGUUGACAUACCUUCUAACAUAUGAUGCCUUUUCUUUUCACGAGUAUCUCGAGACUCUUAUCGCUUGCAAUACUACUUCUUCUUUCAGUGGAGAAAAGCGCCUGAACCAGUCCCCGUGGAUGCUGACUGAUGCCGCAAAUAUAAUAUUUCAGACCGCGAAACGCAGAUGCUACACCCUUUCCAAGAAAUCUGCAGACAGCCUAGAAAACGUUAUAAUUGACGACCAGGAUGGAUGGGACGCCUUAGACGACAUAGAGGGAUCCCGAGGCCAGCCAAUUGAUAAACCUAAGAAAGCAUGGAUGCCCGAAGGAUUGGAUCCAGUCGCAGAAGAGCUUCCGAAAUGGGAGCUUCUUGCAGAUGUGCUGCAAGAAGUGGAGGAAGAGAUUUUAAGGCAUGAAAGUCUUCCUAAUAUUAGGGGCUCAAAUACGGUGCUAGUUAUGACUUCGUCUUCCCGGGCUUCUGCAUUGGUGAGCGAGUUUCUUGCAAACAUGGAUCUCGACGCACCCAAAGGUAAACGUGGCCGGAAAAUGAUGGAGAGGAAACUGCGGCAGUAUCUCUUCUGGAAAAGUAGGCUUACAAAUCAGAGUCGAGGGGGGAAGGUUCCGGCGCGUACCGUGGUGAAGAAGCAUGAUGCAACUCCUAUUGCGGCUAGCAAGUCAAUGGACGGGCCGGCGAACCGGAGCCUUGCUCUGAGGAAGAAGGAGGAAAUGAAGCAAGCAAGGGGUGCAAACAGACGCCGAGUACGUGGUGGCGCGCCUUCCACAACGAGUAAACCUCCGGCAAGCGCGAACUCGGAAAAUAUGACCAUAAACGACGAUGGUGAAGAGAUUGAAGCAUUCGUCGCAACACAGAAUUCAUCUGACUUCGGAUUGUUGGAACGGAUCAUCUCCGGUCAAUUUCAAGAUGAUUUUGACACCCGAUAUGGGUUACUGGCUUCAGAAGAAACUGUGGUGGUGAGGGCGUACUCGGACGAUUCGGACGACCGGGUCUUAGCAGAAUUGCAACCAAAAUUUAUCGUGAUGUUUGAACCUAGCCUUGAGUUCGUACGUAGAGUCGAGGUGUACAAAAACUCCCAUCCUGGCCUCGGUGUGAGAGUCUACUUCAUGAUUUACCAGUUGAGUUGCGAGGAGCACAAAUACCUUGCCGCCCUGAGACGCGAAAAGGACUCCUUCGAGCGGUUGAUUAAAGAACGAGCUGUGCGUUUGCCAACUUCUCUUCUCCGACUGCACUUGCGAUAUUUUACUAGACCAUGCUUGUUCCUGUCCGUAAUUGUCGACAUGCGAGAGUUUCGGUCAACACUGCCUUCACUGCUUCAUGCAUCUGGCCUUCAAGUCAUUCCAGCGACACUAACUGUUGGAGACUACAUCCUGACGCCCGAGAUAUGCGUCGAGCGGAAGAGCAUACCGGAUUUGGUUUCUAGUUUCAACAGUGGCAGGCUUUACACGCAGUGCGAACUUAUGUCAGUGCACUACAAGCAACCAAUUCUUCUUAUCGAAUUUGAAGAGAACAAAGCCUUUUCACUAGAGCCCAUUGCCGAAACGACAAAGUCCUAUGCAAAGCCGACCGCAAAAACGGCUUCCAAAAAGGAUACUGGGCCUUCCGAAACAGAUCGGAUUCCUUCUCUUCAGUCAAAGAUUGUCCUCUUGACACUGCAUUUUCCCCGGGUUCGAAUCAUAUGGUCAUCCUCUCCUUACGCAACUGCGGACAUAUUCAAUGACUUGAAGGCUAACAAUCCAGAGCCAGACCCAUCACGCGCCAUUGCUAUUGGAGCUGAGGAAGACCCCGAUGUCGAUGCAGGUGUCAACACUGCAGCGGAAGACCUGUUGCGGUGCCUCCCUGGGAUCUCAGCUAAAAAUGUGAAGUACGUGAUGAGCAAGGUUAACAGCGUGCGUGAGUUCUGUGAAAUGACCAGAGAGGAAAUACAAGGAAUUCUUGGAGUCGAACCUGGGGGUCGGUGUUGGGAAUUCAUGCAUGGGAUUGGAAGCAUGCGUUCGUAGCGAAUAGGUCGACCUGUCCCUUUCACCUCUGUCCCUAGAAGGGUGGAUUGCGUGUACCUAUUGCCAGUAUCCGUCGUUCGCAGAGUACGAUUCAUUGUCGAGGGCCCUAGGCCUUAUCCUGGACACAUCACAGCUCCCAUUUGGUUUAGUUUAGAGCAUGACUGUGUC
This is a messenger RNA of Pisolithus orientalis, 3131 nucleotides long. RefSeq lists its product as uncharacterized. The transcript is spliced from 14 exons. Lineage: Eukaryota; Fungi; Basidiomycota; Agaricomycetes; Boletales; Pisolithaceae. The record is from RefSeq and is a predicted model, not a curated record. Gene Ontology annotation, biological process: nucleotide-excision repair involved in interstrand cross-link repair; double-strand break repair via homologous recombination; resolution of meiotic recombination intermediates. Gene Ontology annotation, cellular component: nucleotide-excision repair factor 1 complex. Bases 108 to 2963 code for a protein of 951 amino acids. Gene Ontology annotation, molecular function: single-stranded DNA endonuclease activity; damaged DNA binding; single-stranded DNA binding.